CUUCACAAAAUGAAUUUCGUGACAGGUGGUCUCCACUGAUUGGAAUUCUUCAAAAUUGUGAUUUUCUUGUUGAACUGGCUCAAAAUUUAGAAUUCUGUAUCAACUGUGAUCUUUCAGUAAUCCUCGAUCGAGCUAGUGAAGAAUUGGGAAUUGUGAGGUCCAAGAGAAAAAGGAACAUGGAAAAUUUGGAAUCAAUGUUGAAGGAGGUGUCAUCUAGGAUUUUUCAGGCUGGUGGAAUUGACAGACCGGUAGUAACCCAACGUCGAUCAAGGAUGUGUGUUGGUGUUAGAGCAACCCACAGAUCUUUGCUCCCAAAUGGUGUGAUCUUAAAUGUUAGUAGCACCGGAUCAACAUACUUUAUGGAACCUGAAGCUGCAGUUGAACUAAAUAACAUGGAAGUGGAGCUUUCAAGUUCUGAGAGGAAAGAGGAACAAGUGGUGCUGAGUUUGCUUACAUCUGAAAUCGCUCUAUCGAAAAUGAAGAUAAAAGUUCUGCUAGACCGGAUAUUAGAAAUAGAUUUUGCGUUUGCCAGAGCUUCUCAUGCUCAUUGGAUAGAUGGGGUCUGUCCAGCUCUUAGUUCAAAAGGAUGCAAUAAUUUAGCUGUGGAUAUUGAAGGCAUAUAUCACCCUCUGCUCCUUGAGCGCUCCUUGAGAAGAUUGCCUGAUCUUGUAAGAUCUAAAUCCCAAACUUCACCUUAUUUAGAUCUGAGGAAGGAUCCAUUAAAGCCUGGUCAUGUGUUUCCUGUACCAAUUGAUAUCAAAAUUGAAUACGGAAAAAGAGUGGUUGUGAUAUCAGGCCCUAAUACAGGAGGCAAAACCGCUACGAUGAAAACCCUGGGUCUGGCUUCUGUUAUGCUCAAGGCUGGCAUGUACUUAGCGGCUCAUAAUAAUCCCAGGCUUCCCUGGUUUGAUCUAGUUCUGGCGGAUAUAGGUGAUACUCAGUCUGUUGAACAAAGUUUCUCAACUUUUAGCGGGCAUAUCUCUCGGAUUCGCAAGAUCUUGGAAGCUGCUUCUGAAAGUUCUCUCAUUCUCAUCGAUGAAAUCGGCAGUGGUACUGAUCCUUCGGAAGGUGUAGCUCUUGCAACAAGCAUACUGCAUUAUCUCAAAGAAAGAGUUAAUUUAGCAGUUGUAACCACCCACUACAGUGAUUUAACAUGUUUGAAAGAGAAGGACGACCAAUAUUGUAAUGCAGCAAUGGAUUUUUGUUUGGAUUCUCUGCAACCUACGUUUAGGAUUCUUUGGGGAAAUAUUGGCGAGUCAAAUGCCUUGACCAUUGCUAAGUCAAUUGGGUUUGAUGAAAGGAUAGUUAGUCGGGCACAAUCAUGGGUAAACAAAUUCACGCAAGACAAGAUGCAGGAGCAGAAAGGAUUUCUUUACCAGUCACUAGUGGAAGAAAGAGAGAGAUUAGAAACCCAAGCAAAGAAAGCUGCUUUUCUUUAUUCAAAUGCUGUGCAUCUUUUCCAUGAGAUUCGAGAUGAGGCACAAGAUUUAGAGGAACAUGAAGAAGCUCUGAAGGCAAAGGAAACACAAAAAACAGAAAAAGAAGUAAGGGCUGUGAAGAUGGAGAUAGAAGCUGUACUGCAAGAUUUUGAGAACCAACUCAAGACUAUUGGUAUUGAUCAGGUCAAUUCACUCAUCAAGAAAUCAGAGUCUGCAAUUGCAUCCAUAGUUAAAGCUCAACAGCCUUCCGAAGAACUUAUCAGAAAAAGAGGCCAAGAGUUUUAUACCCCAAGGGUAGGAGAACAAGUGAGUGUCAAGAGUUUAGGGAAUAAAUUGGCUACUGUUAUUGAAGAGCCCGGGGAAGAUGAUGAAACUGUUGUUGUCAAAUAUGGAAAAAUUCGAGCUCGUGUGGAUAGAAGCAAUAUAAGAGCCAUUGUAGCCAAUCCUGCAAUAGGUUCUGUCCGGAGUUCAAGAAAGCAGGGUCAACAAGGGAUGAAGAAUAAUCUGAAGGAGCUAAGAAGCCUGACUGCAGCCAACUACAAGGAUGAGGAUUCUUAUGGCCCUAUCCUGCAGACAUCGAGAAACACAGUGGACUUGAGAGGAAUGCAUGUGGAGGAAGCUUCUCACCAACUCAGCCUGGCUAUAGACACAAGAGGGCCCAAAUCCGUUCUUUUUGUUAUUCACGGGAUGGGGACAGGUGUCAUUAAGGAUUUGGUGUUGAAGUUGCUAAGAGAUCAUCCGCGUGUCGCUAAGCUUGAACAGCAAAGCCCGAUGAAUUACGGUUGUACAGUUGCUUAUCUUAAGUAGAAAAUUUUCUCUUCACUGAGUUCACUCAGAACAGCCAUUGUAAAUAUUAUUUUGUGGACAGGUAAGGGGAAAGGCUUAUUUGUACAGUUGUGUGAAUGUGUGAUGUGAUUAGUAUUCAGACGUUAUUACAGUAAAAGGAAAUCUGCUGGGCGGUUUUUUUCUAGUUUAUUUAGCAAUAAUUGUAAUACGGAGUAUGAUAUUUCAGUAUUUUGUACUGCGUUCAUGCCAUACCCGGCAUUCUGCUACAAACUGCAUAGUGAGUUUGAUUAUAGCUCAAUUAUGUUGCAUGACAAUUGACAAGGAAGCUGAAUGCACGAUAGUUAUUUAUAUUGGAAA
Messenger RNA from Cuscuta epithymum, 2582 nucleotides. Lineage: Eukaryota; Viridiplantae; Streptophyta; Magnoliopsida; Solanales; Convolvulaceae. The record is from the annotation of a GenBank genome assembly.